This is a messenger RNA of Ciona intestinalis (vase tunicate), 1691 nucleotides long. NCBI's taxonomy places the organism in Eukaryota, Metazoa, Chordata, Ascidiacea, Phlebobranchia, Cionidae. The record is from RefSeq and is a predicted model, not a curated record.
UGGCGUACGCGACGCGGGGAAGCGACCCCCAUCGCGCGGCCGGUCUUCGGGGCGGCGAUACUUUCUCCUGGUUGAUCCUACCAGAAGUGAUAUGCUUGACUAAGAGGUGGCAUAGGCGCAGUGGGCGUCGGAAGUCGAUCCACGGGGUCGGCUUGCACAGCUUUUGAAUACUACUGUGAGUGGUUGCAGACUCAUGGUAGUGGGCCAAGCGAACGAUCAAGGUGCAGGCUCAUGGAAGUGGGCCAAGCGAACGGACAAGGUGCAGGCUCAUGGCAGUGGGCCAAGCGAACGGACAAGGAGCAGGCUCAUGGCAGUGGGCCAAGCGAACGGACAAGGUGCAGGCUCAUGGCAGUGGGCCAAGCGAACGGACAAGGUGCAGGCUCAUGGCAGUGGGCCAAGCGACGUACAAGGUGCAGGCUCAUGGAAGUGGGCCAAGCGAACGGACAAGGUGCAGGCUCAUGGCAGUGGGCCAAGCGGACGGACAAGGUGCAGGCUCAUGGAAGUGGGCCAAGCGAACGGACAAGGUGCAGGCUCAUGGCAGUGGGCCAAGCGGACGGACAAGGUGCAGGCUCAUGGCAGUGGGCCAAGCGGACGUUCAAGGUGCAGGCUCAUGGAAGUGGGCCAAGCGAACGGACAAGGUGCAGGCUCAUGGAAGUGGGCCAAGCGAACGGACAAGGUGCAGGCUCAUGGCAGUGGGCCAAGCGAACGGACAAGGUGCAGGCUCAUGGCAGUGGGCCAAGCGAACGGACAAGGUGCAGGCUCAUGGAAGUGGGCCAAGCGAACGGACAAGGUGCAGGCUCAUGGCAGUGGGCCAAGCGAACGGACAAGGUGCAGGCUCAUGGCAGUGGGCCAAGCGAACGGACAAGGUGCAGGCUCAUGGAAGUGGGCCAAGCGAACGGACAAGGUGCAGGCUCAUGGCAGUGGGCCAAGCGAACGGACAAGGUGCAGGCUCAUGGCAGUGGGCCAAGCGACGUUCAAGGUGCAGGCUCAUGGAAGUGGGCCAAGCGAACGGACAAGGUGCAGGCUCAUGGCAGUGGGCCAAGCGAACGGACAAGGUGCGGGCUCAUGGCAGUGGGCCAAGCGAACGGACAAGGUGCAGGCUCAUGGCAGUGGGCCAAGCGAACGGACAAGGUGCGGGCUCAUGGCAGUGGGCCAAGCGAACGGACAAGGUGCAGGCUCAUGGCAGUGGGCCAAGCGAACGGACAAGGUGCAGGCUCAUGGCAGUGGGCCAAGCGAACGGUCAACAUGGCAGUGGGCCAAGCGAACGGACAAGGUGCAGGCUCAUGGCAGUGGGCCAAGCGAACGGACAAGGUGCAGGCUCAUGGCAGUGGGCCAAGCGAGCGAACAAGGUGCAGGCUCAUGGCAGUGGGCCAAGCGAACGGUCAAGCUGCGGGCCAAUGGCAGUGGGCCAAGCGAACGGACAAGGUGCAGGCUCAUGGCAGUGGGCCAAGCGAUCGGACAAGGUGCGGGAUCAUGGCAGUGGGCCAAGCGAACGGACAAGGUGCGGGCUCAUGGCAGUGGGCCAAGCGAACGUACAAGGUGCAGGCUCAUGGAAGUGACCAAGCGAACGUACACGCAGUGCAGUGUUUCACGCGAUUGACCUUUCGAAAGAGACGUUGCCAUUACUAGGGUGACCUGGUGGUGCAUUGCUCUUUUUUUUUUUAAAAUUUUUCUUUUCGUUUUUUUUUUUA